Molecule: messenger RNA, 2408 nt
Organism: Asparagus officinalis (garden asparagus)
Lineage: Eukaryota; Viridiplantae; Streptophyta; Magnoliopsida; Asparagales; Asparagaceae
Exons: 14
Coding region: 173-2113 (646 amino acids)
Biological process (GO): protein phosphorylation
Molecular function (GO): ATP binding; protein kinase activity
Source: RefSeq, a predicted model, not a curated record
CCGCCGUGGAUUGAUUUCGUUUGGCGCAUUAUUGCGUGGCAAAGCGCCAGUUUUGCCGCCACCACUCAGUCACCCUUAUCCCUCCUACUCCUCAAUUCAGCUCGAAGAUGUGAUAAACAAAGUUUCAAUUUUAGAUUCCCCAACCCCUAAAUUCCCUUCAAAAUCCCCAAAAAUGGAAGUGAUGAUCUGCAACACGAUCAAUCCUCUCACAUCUGAGUCCGUCAAACCCAGCAAACCCCGCUUCCAAAAUCCAACCUUCACUCCUCGCAGAAUCACCAUCACCCCACCUCGAGUCCUCGCCGAGAAAUCGAGCAGCAGCAGCAGCGCAAUGGAGCAGCUCGACAUCGAGCGUGGUGUCUGCAUCCCCUUCAGAAAAUACACCCCGGAAACAGUUAGGAAUAGGGUUCUUGAGUCGCAAGGCGCGAUAUUGUCUUUGGUGGGGAGAGGGGUGGAGAUUGUUUGGAGCUUGGGGCUGUAUUGGUCCACUCUCAUGUAUGAUUGCUUUGUUGGGAGGGAUCAGGAGGUGGUCCCUUUUCGAGCUCGGCAGCUUAGGAACCUUCUCUGUGAUCUUGGUCCCUCUUUCAUCAAAGCCGGCCAGGUUCUGGCGAAUAGACCUGAUAUUAUCAGAGAAGAUUACAUGAAUGAGCUCUGCAUAUUGCAGGAUGAUGUUCCUCCGUUCCCUAAUCAGGUAGCAUUUGCCAUCAUUGAGGAAGAACUUGGGCAGCCUCUUGAGAGCAUGUUUAGUAGGAUUUCGUCACAAACGAUUGCUGCUGCAAGUUUGGGGCAGGUGUACCGUGCUACCUUAAGGGAGACAGGGGAGGAUGUUGCUAUAAAGGUGCAAAGGCCUGGAAUAGAACCAAUAAUUUACCGGGACCUUUUCCUUUUCCGCACUCUGGCUUCCUUUCUGAAUGGUAUAAGUCUGCAGAAACUGGGCUGCAAUGCAGAGCUUAUUGUUGAUGAAUUUGGUGAGAAGCUCUUAGAAGAACUUGACUACACUCUUGAGGCUCGGAAUAUGGAGGACUUCUUGGAGAAUUUUAAGAACGAUCCAACUGUCAAGAUUCCUAAAGCUUAUAAGCAACUUUCUGGAUCGCGUGUUUUAGUAAUGGAGUGGAUUGAUGGUAUCCGCUGCACUGACCCUCAGGCUAUCAAGGAAGCUGGUAUUGAUGUCGACGGCUUUUUAACUGUUGGAGUGAGCGCUGCUCUGCGACAGUUGCUUGAAUUUGGUUUGUUCCAUGGAGAUCCCCAUCCUGGAAAUGUUUUUGCAAUGCGUGAUGGUCGUAUUGCUUAUGUUGAUUUUGGUAAUGUGGCAGUCCUUAGUCAGCAAAAUAAACAAAUCCUAAUUGAUGCUGUUGUACACGCUGUGAAUGAGGAUUAUGUGGAGAUGGCCAAUGAUUUCACCAGGCUCGGUUUCCUUGCUAGUGGAACAGAUGUUUCUCCCAUUAUACCAGCUCUCGAAGCAAUAUGGCAAAAUUCAGUUGGAAAGGGAUUGGCUGACUUUAAUUUCAGAAGUGUUACAGGAAAGUUUAAUCAGCUAGUUUACCAAUACCCAAUUCGUAUCCCGGAGAGGUUUUCCCUUGUCAUUCGUUCUUUGUUGACUCAGGAGGGCAUAUGUUUCACACUAGAGCCAGAUUUUAAAUUUCUUGAGGUUGCAUAUCCUUAUGUAGCCAAACGUCUACUUACGGACCCUAAUCCUGCUCUUCGUGAACGCCUUAUUCAAGUUUUAUUUAAAGAUGGAGUAUUCCAGUGGAAACGACUUGAAAAUCUCAUUACUCUUGCCAAGCAAAAUGUGACCAAGAUGAGUGGCAACCCUGCAUUGCAAGUCAAAAACACGCAACUUUCAAGAAAUCGACAAUUUGAAAAGAAAUUGGAUCUCACGGAGACGAUAAAGGAUGGAGCAAGGAUGUUCUUGAUUGACGCUGGCAUCCGCCGACAACUUAUUAUGGCUUUAACUGAAGAUUCUAAGCUUCAUAUUGAAGAGCUUGUGGAUGUGUAUAGAUUGGUGGAAGACCAAAUCGAUAUGCCUUCAGUAGCCUUGGAGGUUCUACGAGACUUACCUGCAGUUACUCGUGACUUCAUGCUCUCAUGGAGUGAAUCAGUCUUGUCAGAUCGCUGAAAACAAUCCGUGAUUUAUAGGUGAUUUAUAGGACAGCCACGGUACCGGGAGCAAAUUUUGUUCCGAUUCCAGAGUUAUUCUUGAACGGAGUUACAUGAAUUGUUUUGGAGACCCAAACCCAUUUGUAUUAGUCACUCUAGGAACGAAUCACAUAAUAUAUAAUUUAUACAUCAUUUCCUUCACAAAAUGUAUAGUUUCUUCCAAUUCUGUAUUGAGUGUAUUAUGUAUAUGAUAAGAGGAACAUCUGCCAUGUUUGAUAGUUUCAAAUGGGAACAACUCAUAAUUUUUCCGAUUU